UCGCUCAAAAGUAAACCCCUCCUCCCCUCUUCCUCCUGCCCAGAACCCAACGGUCACUCACUCUUCCCCAUCGACCAGCCAGCCACCCACACUUUUUCCAAGCCUCCGUCUGCCACUUCGUCCCAGUUCCAACUCCCAACCGCGCCGCACCCGCAACCGAGACCACCAAGACGCCAAAAAGACACGCACAGAGACGCUCGAUCACCGCGCGCGCGCCAUUUCUUUGCUCCCCCGCGCUCCCGUCUUGAUCGCCGUGUGCGGAGCUUAACCCGGCCGCCGGCCGAGGGAGGCAGCGGCGACGACGACACCCGUCACAAGUACGGGCCCGCGAGUCAGAUCUGCCACGCACGCGCGGCUGCUGGGGCUGGGUCCGAUGGGGAGCGGGGAGGAGGAGAGGGGCGGCGUGAGCGAGGCCGCCUUCACGGACUCGGCCGACGGGAGCAGCUCCAGCUCCGACGCCGCCUCCACCGACGACUGGCCCGCCCUCGCGCUCGCAGCGCCCAAGAAAGCGCCGCCUUGCAGCGGCGCCCCCGACGCCGAGAUGGCCGGCAAGCUGAAGCGCCGAGGUGGCCCAGAGACGGAGAUGAUGAAGGAGCGGUUCGCGAAGCUGCUCCUCGGCGAGGACAUGUCCGGGAGCGGCAAGGGCGUCUGCACGGCGCUCGCCAUCGCCAACGCCAUCACCAACCUCUGCGCCACCAUCUUCGGGCAGCUGUGGAGGCUGGAGCCGCUGCCGCCGGAGAAGGCGGCCAUGUGGCGGCGAGAGAUGGACUGGCUGCUCUGCAUCAGCGACCACAUCGUCGAGCUCGUCCCCACCUGGCAGUCCUUCCCCGACGGAACCAGGCUCGAGAUCAUGACAAGCAGGCCACGGUCAGAUCUGUACAUCAAUCUGCCAGCGCUUCGGAAGCUAGACCAUAUGCUCCUUGAAAUCCUGGACAGCUUCAGGGACACAGAGUUUUGGUAUGUCGACCAAGGGAUAUGCGCGGCGGACUGCGAUGGCUCCGCCUCGUUCCGGGCGGCCUUCCACCGCCGCGACGACAAAUGGUGGCUGCCGGUGCCCCGGGUGCCACCCGGGGGCCUCCGCGACAAGACGAGGAAGCAGUUGCAGCACAAGCGCGACUGCGCGAACCAGAUCCUCAAGGCUGCCAUGGCCAUCAACAGCAACGCCUUGGCAGAGAUGGAUGUCCCCGAAUCAUACCUCGACUCUCUGCCAAAGAACGGGAGGGCGACCUUGGGCGACGUGAUAUACCGCUACAUAACGUCGGAUCACUUCUCCCCCGAGUGCCUUCUCGACAGCCUAGACCUGUCGACGGAGUACCAGGCCCUGGAGAUUGCCAGCCGUGUCGAGGCGUCGGUCCACGUGUGGCGCCGCAGGGUGCCCGCGAAACCGGCGAACGGCUUAGGCCGCACCGCCAGCGCCAGCGCAAGGUCAUGGAGCAUGGUGAGGGACAUGUUAAUGGAUUCGGAGAAGAGGGAGCUGCUCGCGGAGCGGGCUGAGGGCCUCUUGAUAUGCCUGAAGCAGAGGUUCCCUGCCCUGACGCAGACAAGCCUCGACAUGAGCAAAAUUCAGUACAACAAGGAUGUGGGCAAGUCGAUCCUAGAGAGCUACUCGAGGGUUCUGGAGAGCCUGGCGUCGAACAUCGUGGCGCGCAUCGACGACCUUCUCAACAUCGACGAGCUGAACAGGCACGUGGAGCAGCUGUCGUCGGGUGAAGCUGACCUGAAGAUGGCCUGCGGCAGGGCCGUGGUGCCACCCUACCAGCAGGUGCCUGCCCCGGGCACGCCGUUUGUGACGUCCUACGCCACGCCUAGCUUCUCCCCGGGGCGGCUGUCGGGCCCGAGGACCUCGGUCGGUGCCGGCAGACGGUCUCAGGGCAACAGGGCCGCCGCCGCCGCCGCGAAGAAGGCCUUGACGGACCAUCUCGGCCCGUCGGAGGUCAGGGGGAUGAUCAUCGUGAACCGGAGCACGAUGGUCGAUGUCUCGACGACCACGGAUCUGUGAGGCUGGGCCGGUGGACGGCUCGUAGAAUUGCCGAGGACCAGCCUGCCGGUCUCUCUGUGCAUAAGUGUGUCCUUCAUUUGUGCUUACGUUCUUACUGUAUUUUUAACUCUUAGUGCUUAGCUAUGGAGUACCGUUGCUUCUUCUUUUUGCGAGAAGAAGCUGCUAUGUAUUGUUCCGUGCCAAAAAAGAAGAAUGAAAAAGAGAGACGAAGUGUCCUGCUCUUUGCAGACCUCGUGAUCAGAUUCAGAUAA
This is a messenger RNA of Triticum dicoccoides, 2250 nucleotides long. RefSeq names its product rop guanine nucleotide exchange factor 7-like. The record is from RefSeq and is a predicted model, not a curated record. Lineage: Eukaryota; Viridiplantae; Streptophyta; Magnoliopsida; Poales; Poaceae. Gene Ontology annotation, molecular function: guanyl-nucleotide exchange factor activity. Bases 374 to 1999 code for a protein of 541 amino acids. The transcript is spliced from 7 exons.